CAUGUGACUAUAAGAUCUUGGUUAAGUAGAUCUUUCUUCCUAAGAAUGAUAAUUACGGUGAUCUUCAUGUAAAUUGAUAUGAGAGAGAUUAAGCGUGGGAACGAGAUCUGAGCCACGAACAGAACACACACACUCUCAGACACACCGCCCGUGACCCUUCCGAAUUCCAAUCCAAGAGACGAAAGCGUAAAACGACGUCACGUGCGUUUGGCGGUCCGUUCGGUAGCUUCGUUUCGUUUUGUGUCGAUUCCAACUUUCAAGGAAUUCUUUUACCAUUUCCAGAGUCCCAGAUUCAGAUUUCAGGAGAAUCCAGUCAGUCCACUGCCGCUUCCGUCUUUACCCUUCAACCCCACCCUCCUGAGUGAUGUAUGUAUGUAUACAUGUUAUUCGAAUUAAUUAAUGAAAAAAGAUUAAAAAAAAAGGAAAAGAAGAUGAGGAAUUUUGUUCCCCGUGCCCGAGAGGGGAUUUUCUCCCCUCCCUUGUUGUUCUGUCCGUCCAUUUCGUUGUCUUUAUUUUUGAUCGUUAGCUGUAGUUCGCUAUCGCUUGUACGAAGAAGAGAGAUAUUGGAGAGAGAGAGAAUGGCAGAUUGGGGUCCGGUGGUUGUAGCGGUGGUGUUGUUCGUGCUGUUGACGCCGGGGAUGUUGUUCCAGCUGCCGGGAAGGAACAGAAUAGUAGAGUUCGGAAACAUGCAAACAAGUGGUGUAUCCAUUCUGGUGCAUGCCAUCAUCUAUUUCGGUCUCAUCACCAUCUUCCUCAUCGCCAUCGGUGUUCACAUCUACACCGGUUAACCACAACUCUUUUCUUCUUCCUCUUGGUCACUCUUUAAGUUUUCCUACUUUUCUCUUUGCUUUCUUUUUGAAUGCGUGUAUGUUGUCGUUUCUCUGCCGUUUUCUUGGUGUUGGUCGAUCUGGCUCCUCCUCCCCCUCUUCCUGCAGUCCUGCUCUUCAUCUUUAUUUAUCCUUUAGUGGAUUUGCUUUUGCUUUCUCUUUCUGUUAAAUUGUACUGGAUUGUGAUGAAUAUUAUUGGCGCUAUCUUUGGAGGUGUUUUGUGAUUUUGUUUGCCA
Messenger RNA from Nelumbo nucifera (sacred lotus), 1063 nucleotides. RefSeq lists its product as uncharacterized. Lineage: Eukaryota; Viridiplantae; Streptophyta; Magnoliopsida; Proteales; Nelumbonaceae. The record is from RefSeq and is a predicted model, not a curated record.